This is a messenger RNA of Epinephelus fuscoguttatus (brown-marbled grouper), 834 nucleotides long. RefSeq lists its product as uncharacterized. The transcript is spliced from 6 exons. Bases 1 to 834 code for a protein of 277 amino acids. Lineage: Eukaryota; Metazoa; Chordata; Actinopteri; Perciformes; Serranidae. The record is from RefSeq and is a predicted model, not a curated record.
AUGGAUUUUUGUUUCGCGACUUUUGCUGCUGUUUUGGUGCUGCUAGGGGCUGCAUCCUGCGCUCCGACCGGACACCCUCUGCAUGAUGCAUGCGGGGCUGUGCGGAGCAGCUCUCUGGAGCUCAAUGACAUCGCCAGAUCUGUAUCAAUAAAGGCACGAAAUGGAUCCAAAGAUGUACUAAACUUCACCACCACCCUUGGUUGGAUGGAGACGAAAGACAUGUGUGACCCCGAGACUCUCAAACAGCAACCUGCGACAUGUCUUGGCAAGAUGUUCAACGUCCUGACCAGCUACAUCUCUGCAGUGGAGAGAGUCGCUGGAUUUGAAAGCUGCUCCAAAUUCGUCAAAGAAGUGGAGCUGCCGAUACACAAACUGCACAAAGACAUGAGCUCCUGUGUGAAGUCAGCAGCAGGGAUACAUCACCAGAAGGAGUCCAGCACCAAUAAAGGGGAGACAUGGCCCAAAGGUCACUGGAAGGAGAUUUAUCUGUGCCAGUACACCAUGGACAGACUCUUCUCCUUCUCCAUCCUCACCGCUCGUGUCUUUGCUGUUGGAGAUCCGGCUCAUCACACAGACAUUGUGGCUCAGAAAUGGGGAUCCAGGGAAUUUCUUGGAGGUCACUUGCUCUUCGCUAAAACCUACACAGUGUCUCCCCCUCACCUGUGCACCUGCGGCCCGAGAGGACACGAGGACACCGGCUGGAGUAUCGACAGCUGUCCGCCGCUGCAGAGGAACCAGCCCAAACCUAAGGAGGGCGGGGUUAAAGAAAAAACAAGGAAUUUCCUGGUGAGCUACGACAACACAGGAAGUCAGGAGCCGUUACAUCCCGAUUAA